Neomonachus schauinslandi (Hawaiian monk seal) is the source of this 3336-nucleotide messenger RNA. It is a transcript of the gene RHBDF2, whose product is annotated as rhomboid 5 homolog 2. Gene Ontology annotation, biological process: regulation of epidermal growth factor receptor signaling pathway; regulation of protein secretion. The record is from RefSeq and is a predicted model, not a curated record. NCBI's taxonomy places the organism in Eukaryota, Metazoa, Chordata, Mammalia, Carnivora, Phocidae. Gene Ontology annotation, molecular function: serine-type endopeptidase activity. Bases 73 to 2613 code for a protein of 846 amino acids. Gene Ontology annotation, cellular component: endoplasmic reticulum membrane. The transcript is spliced from 17 exons.
CACUGCAGCUCUGUCCUUUGCCCUCCGGCUCCUCUCUGGGUGUGGUCCUUGCCUGAAGCUGAGAGACCACCAAUGGAAGGAGGUGGAAAGCCGCCCUGCCCCUGGCCCACCAUGGCCUCCGCUGACAAGAAUGGCGAGAGCGUCUCCUCUGUGUCCAGCAGCCGCUUGCAGAGCCGGAAGCCGCCCAACCUGUCCAUCACCAUCCCGCCACCCGAGACCCUGGCCCCUGGCGAGCAGACCAGCAUGCUGCCCCAGAGGCCCAGGAACCCAGCCUAUGUGAAGAGCGUCAGCCUCCAGGAGCCACGGGGACGGUGGCAGGAGGGCAGCUCGGAGAAGCGCCUUGGCUUCCGCCGCCAGGCCUCCCUGUCCCAGAGCAUUCGCAAGGGCACGGCCCAGUGGUUUGGGGUCAGCGGCGACUGGGAGCUGAAGAGACAGCACUGGCAGCGCAGGACUUUGCAUCACUGCAGCGUGCGCUACGGCCGCCUCAAGGCCCCAUGCCAGCGCGACCUGGAGCUCCCCAGCCAGGAGGCGCCUUCCUUCCAGGGCACUGAGUCUCCGAAACCCUGCAAGAUGCCCAAGAUUGUGGAUCCCCUGGCCCGCGGACGGGCGUUCCGCCACCCGGAUGAGGUGGACAGGCCCCACGCCCCGCACCCACCCCUGACCCCAGGGGUCCUGUCCCUCACCUCCUUCACCAGCGUCCGCUCCGGCUAUUCCCACCUGCCCCGCCGCAAGAGGAUGUCUGUGGCCCACAUGAGCUUUCAGGCUGCCGCUGCCCUCCUCAAGGGGCGCUCAGUGCUGGAUGCCACGGGACAGCGGUGCCGUGUGGUCAAACGUAGCUUCGCCUACCCCAGCUUCCUGGACGAGGAUGUGGUGGACGGAGCAGACACAUUUGACUCCUCGUUUUUUAGUAAGGAAGAAAUGAGCUCCAUGCCCGACGACGUGUUUGAAUCUCCCCCACUCUCGGCCAGCUACUUCCGGGGGAUCCCGCGCUCAGCCUCCCCGGUCUCCCCCGACGGGACGCAGAUCCCUCUGAAGGAGCACGGCCGCGCCCCGGUCACGGCGGCCCGGCGCGGCAAGCGCAUCGCCGCCAAGGUGAAGCGCUUCGCGUUCGGCCGGCAGAGGCGGCACUACGGCCUGGGCGUGGUGGGCACCUGGCUGAACCGCAGUUACCGCCGCAGCAUCAGCAGCACCGUGCAGCGCCAGCUGGAGAGCUUCGACGGCCACCGGCCCUACUUCACCUACUGGCUGACCUUCGUCCACAUCAUCAUCACACUGCUGGUGAUUUGCACGUAUGGUAUCGCACCCGCGGGCUUUGCCCAGCACGUCACCACCCAGCUGGUGCUGAGGAACAAAGGUGUGUAUGAGAGUGUGAAGUACAUCCAGCAAGAGAACUUCUGGAUAGGCCCUAGCUCGAUUGAUUUGAUCCACCUAGGAGCCAAGUUCUCCCCCUGUAUCCGGAAGGACCAGCAGAUCGAGCAGCUGGUGCUUCGGGAGCGAGACCUAGAGCGGGACUCGGGCUGCUGUGUCCAAAACGACCACUCGGGCUGCAUCCAGACCCAGCGGAAGGACUGCUCGGAGACUUUGGCCACUUUUGUCAAGUGGCAGGAUGAUUCGGGGCCCCCCAUGGACAAGUCUGAUCUGGGCCAGAAGCGGACAUCAGGGGCAGUGUGCCACCAAGACCCCAGAACCUGUGAGGAGCCAGCCUCGAGUGGCGCCCACAUCUGGCCUGAUGACAUCACCAAGUGGCCAAUCUGCACCGAGCAGGCCAAGAGUAACCGAACUGGCUUCCUACACAUGGAUUGCCAGAUCAAGGGCCGCCCCUGCUGCAUUGGUACCAAGGGCAGCUGUGAGAUCACCACCCGGGAGUACUGUGAAUUCAUGCAUGGCUAUUUCCAUGAAGAGGCAACACUCUGCUCCCAGCGUGGUGCACUGCCUCGUGUCCGUGGUCUUCCAGAUGACCAUCCUUCGGGACCUGGAGAAGCUGGCCGGCUGGCACCGCAUCUCCAUCAUUUUCAUCCUCAGUGGCAUCACCGGCAACCUCGCCAGCGCCAUCUUCCUCCCGUACCGGGCGGAGGUGGGCCCGGCAGGUUCACAGUUUGGCCUCCUCGCCUGCCUCUUCGUGGAGCUCUUCCAGAGCUGGCAGCUGCUGGAGCGGCCCUGGAAGGCCUUCCUGAACCUGUCGGCCAUCGUGCUGUUCCUGUUCAUCUGCGGCCUCCUGCCCUGGAUCGACAACAUCGCCCACAUCUUCGGCUUCCUCAGCGGCCUGCUGCUGGCCUUCGCCUUCCUGCCCUACAUCACCUUCGGCACCAGCGACAAGUACCGCAAGCGGGCCCUCAUCCUGGUGUCGCUGCUGGUCUUCGCCGGCCUCUUCGCCUCUCUGGUCAUCUGGCUGUACGUCUACCCCAUCAACUGGCCCUGGAUCGAGUACCUCACCUGCUUCCCCUUCACCAGCCGCUUCUGCGAGAAGUACGAGCUGGACCAGGUGCUGCACUGACCCCCGCCAGGCAGGCCUGGACGGGCUGCCUGUCUGCAGAGCACCCCAGCCCGCGCUCCAGAGACCCGCCUCCGGGGGCCCCGGCCCUCCCCCCACCAGCCACACUGACCCCGCGGUGACAGUCACAAAGGCGAGGUCCUUGGGGGAGUGAGGCCCCCCUUCCUCAGUCUGGGGGGCCCUCCGAGCAUGUGCUUCUCCCCAGCGCCGGGACUCGGACCCUGCCUUCCUGCUGCUCCCCUGCCGGCAGGACCCCUGCCGAGGGGUGGGCUUCUCUCCUUCCCAAGGUCCCCAGCUUUGCCGAUCUCCCCACUCAGCCCCAGCUGGGGCCUGCCCCCCCCCACCCCAUUACUGUGGCCAUGCCCUUACUGGGACGUGGCCAGGGUUCCCACCAGGUUCCCACCCCUGCCUCACCGAGGCCUCCCCUCCCUGCCCUAUGAGCCCGUGCCCCUUAUCCAGCAGUGGCCUGGUGAGCAUGCCCUUAAUGCUCCUGGACCAGACGUGUGGGAAAGGCUUUGCCGUGGCCUGGGGCAGAGAAAGAGCAUGGAGACACAGCGAGGCCGGGAAGCUGAGAGCCUCCACUUGAUGGUCGCAAACAGAGGCUGUCCCCUCUCUGUCUGUCCUGGCCCUCCCUCUGAGUCAAUGUUCUGCCUUGUGGGGCUGGCUCUGAGAAGGCCGGCCCUACCCCACUCUGCCUCGCUCCUGCCCAAGUGGGGGUGGGGGCUGGGCCACCUCAAGGACCUGCUCCCAGGGGUUGCCCAAGGCUCAGCCAGGCCCAUUUUUUACUGGCUUAUAUUAUGGUUCUAAUUUUUAAAAGUAACGCUAACUUUAUAUGGAUGAUGUCU